UUACACGAGGCCGCCAACAUAUGAAGCGUUGGCGUUAGCUGUAGCUUGUUAAUUUCAGUGCAUUUCUAACGAUCGGCAUCUACUCUGUUAAAGUUAGAUCGUACAGACAAGAAAAACAUGCCGGCUACAUUUAAUAUGAUACCGUGGACAGUACUAUAUUUAUUCAUAUCGUUUAACCGACGUGUAAUUGCAAUGGACAAACACAUGGAGGAACCGUUAUGUACAUCUAGAUUCGACUACGAAUAUAAAAUGUUACAUAAAAUGGUAAUGUUGGAAAUCGAACAAAACAAAAUAAAGGAAUUGACUGAGGAAGUGAUUAAACUAACAAACACAUUGAAAGAGGAGAGCCUUAAUACUCGAGCAAUAGAAGACCGUGUAGAAAAAGGGCUGAAAGAGAUAGACGCGAAAAAGUCGUUCGGUUUGGCAGGAAACACAUACGUCCGCUGGGGAAGAACACAAUGUCCUGGAAAUGGGACAGAAAUGGUGUACAAGGGGUAUGCAGGUGGUGGACAUUAUAACAAACAAGGUGCCGCAAGCAAUUAUUUAUGUUUACCUGAGGUACCAGUAUGGGGUGUUUAUGAAGAUUCAGAGCAGACAGCUGGAACUGUCUAUGGAGCAGAGUACGAACUUAAAGGAAGACACAUAGAGAAGUUCUUUGGUAAGACCUUGGUCGAAAACGAUGUGCCAUGCUGUGUCUGUAGGACAAAGCGGCCAAGUGUUAUAAUGUUACCAGGUAGAAACAUCUGUUAUGACGGUUGGACAUUGGAAUAUAGCGGAUAUCUCACCAGCGGACAUGAAUCCCAUUAUGCAACCGAAUUUGUUUGCUUAGACGGUGAGCCGGAGAUUAUCGGCGGAGGACCAUCUAAUGCCAAUGGAAAGCUGUUUUAUUUUGUUGAGGCACGCUGUGGGUCAUUGCGAUGUCCACCUUAUGUGAACGGGCGGGAACUUACAUGUGCUGUGUGCGCAAAAUAACCGUUUUAGAAAAGUUCCAGACAGUUAAUCCAAGAACAUUUCAGAGAUUCAAUAAUGCAUUUUUGUUCUUGAAUUUUAUUUUGUUUUACUACGCUAUUGCUUUAUUGUUUUAAUAUUUAUUAUUAUUAUUUAUCAUCUGCCAGCUUUGGCGUUUAUAUGAAGAAGUUAAGCAGAACUAUCUGUAAAAAAAACUUCCAGUCCAUAUCCAUACAAGGAUAUUACAGACCAAGUUUGAUGAAGAGAUAUUAACAGUUAAAGAGUAUAGUCGUGUAAAGGCUUAUCUCCUGCAGUCACUAAUUAUAAGGGGUCAAGUAAAACUUUUAGAUACAUUUGUGAGAUUUACAUACAAAAAUGCUACAUACAAAAUUUGUUUAAAUAGUUCGUGAGAAGAAAAAAGUCGUUUAAAGAGUUUUCUUUUUUAGCGUUGUCUGCUAUCUGAACCGUGUAAACAAAAUUGAGAGAGUUCUAGGACAGAAAUUAACAGACCAAGUUUUGUGCAACUCUGUCUUCGACUAUCAGUUUCAUGGAAACUAUUUAUAUAACUAUAAAUUUUUAGCCCUGGGGCCAAACAGACCGUUUGAGAAUACUCCAAUAAGUCCGUACAAGCACUAGCAAACCCUUAACGCAUUUGAACAACCCUGACAGAGACACAACAGGAAUGUUACAGACCAAGUUUUGUGAAGAUCUUCAGUUCAUGAGUACUUGUUUAAAGGUUUUUUUUUCUAUCCAUAGCUCUUGCAGGAUUUGUUGAAAAGUAUUUGAUAUCAAUGAAUAUCAGACAGAGGAUUUUUGUUAGUUCUGGUGCCUAAAACUAAAGAGAUUUCUUUGAUUAAUUUACCGUCGCAAGAGAAAUCCUCCGAGACCGCCAUGUGUUCAUGAAUGAGUGGUGGUAAGAUUAACAGUAGUGGGUCAAGAUAUAGUUAAUGGGGAGACUAGCUAUCAAUGAUACUCAAUACUUAGUGUUCAUUUAAAUUUGCUUCUUAGUUCUAAUCCCAUCAUGUAUACCAACAUUAUUUCUGCCUAUAAGUAAAUUUUAUUUCACAUUUACAUUGGGGUAUUGUUUAAAUCUGAUUUUGUUUACGCCAAUUAUCAAUACCUGUACGCCGUCUGACCCCGGGUGUUUCUAAUGUUACGGGACUGGACCUCACCAAGAAAAAUCGAGAAUAUCCGUUUAGAACCGACUUUGAUACCCGCUUACGAGUAAACAAGUUUUCCCCGGGGCAGCCGCUAUGCCGGGUCUACAACGGCCACCAGAUGCACCACAGGUUCUUCUAUGGUUAUGCCCAUGCAAUCAACAGUUACUGCUGGAGGCAAAAAGGCGUUUUAAGCAUUUCUGGCCAAACACAUCUGUCCAGCUUUGAUCGGAAACAAGAGUUUUCCCAGGAUGGCCACCAUCUAGACGUGGUGAGCGUCCACCCUCUUUUCAACGCCCACCCGGUUGGACCUCGGGUUUUCUUCUGUUACGGGACUGGACGUUAAUUAAAAUCGAGAAUAUCUCUUCAGGGUCAAUUUUGAAACACCCUCACUCGGGUGGUUGCCUUGUCGUACCAUUUAUAGUUUUUACCUCUCCUUUCUCAACUAUCAUGAUAAAUUAACAAUUGAAUAUUUGUGCAUGUAAAAUUCAUUUACGAGUUUUAUAUAAAAAAAAUAGUGUCGGGCCACAAUACGAAACUAUCUUAUACUUUUAUACAAAUUGACAUUUCCUACUUUCAUUUUAAUGACAGUAUAUCAGGGGAGGAAAUUACAUGAUAUUACCGAAAAUUCAUUGCCGAAGUCUUCUUUCUUCAUACUAAAUUAAAUGACUACUAUCACUAUUAGGAUUACUUGUUUAUGUCAUCAUCCGUAAUCAAUGUUGUACUUUCAAUUAACUUCUCUAACUGCCAGUAGUUAUAUCAGUUAACUGCUGUACCUGCUAACUGCCCACUUCCCAUCGAUUUUGGAAAGGAAUUCUGAAUCUCUAAACAGAUGAAACAAAAUGAUAUCAUAGUUCUUAUGAUUAAUAAAUGAUAUAUUUCACUAAAGAUAAUAAAAAGUAUUUCCCUUCAUCAAUUUUUAUAUCAAUGCUUACAGUUUUAUUGCAUUUUAUAAAGCAUUCCCUACUUGAAGGAAUAGAGUUACAGAACAUUGAUACAUAUCUGUAUAUUAAUUAUACGCUCUUAUAUGUGCUUUCGCAGAUGUUUAUAACAAAAAUAUAUAUAAAAAAAAAAUAGCAAACGUGUUAAAGUUGUAACGAAUAAAA
This is a messenger RNA of Mercenaria mercenaria, 3211 nucleotides long. RefSeq lists its product as uncharacterized. The transcript is spliced from 2 exons. The coding region runs from base 118 to 972 and encodes 284 amino acids. NCBI's taxonomy places the organism in Eukaryota, Metazoa, Mollusca, Bivalvia, Venerida, Veneridae. The record is from RefSeq and is a predicted model, not a curated record.